Acanthosepion pharaonis is the source of this 939-nucleotide messenger RNA. Lineage: Eukaryota; Metazoa; Mollusca; Cephalopoda; Sepiida; Sepiidae. The record is from the annotation of a GenBank genome assembly.
AUGAGGAGUGAUAACCCGACACUUGGCCACGGGCAUAUGUUUCCUUUCUCACUUCCUUUAAACUACCAAUUUAAUACUCUUUCCAACUCUCACUAUCACUAUGACAGACUGGCCUUAAUAGGUGUGUUCCACUAUAACACUUUCUCUCUCUCUCUUCUCUCUCUCUCUCUCUCUCUCUCUCUCUCUCUCUGCCACACUUGUUCUCACUCUUUUUUCAUGAUUUUUCUCUCUCGGUAUCACGCUUUUCUCACUUCCACUGUCUCAAUUGUCCUCUUUCUCCCUGUUUUGCUUGUCUUCUUCCUCUCUGUUUGCGUGUCUCUGUCUCUCUCUUUCGUUUCUUCCCUUUCUUGCUCCUUCUCGCUCUCUAUCAGGCUUGUCUCUCUCUGUAUCUAUCCUGUUUGUCCUGUCUGUCUCUCUCUCUCCCACUUGUCCUGUCUCUCUGUCCCGCUUGUCCUGUCUCUCUGUCCCGCUUGUUUCUCUCUCUAUUCCGCUUGUUCUCUGUUUGUCACUGUUCCGCUUGUUCUCUCUCUCUCGUGUGUUUCUCUCUGUGUCCCCCUUGUUCCCUCUCUCUGUCUCUAUAUAUCUCUGUCUGUCUGUCCCCUCUCUCUCUCUCUUUGUAACGCUUUUUUUCUCUACGUCCCGCCAGUUCUCUGUCUCGCGUGUCCCCGCUCACAAACUUGCUUGUUCCCCCACACUCUGUGUCUCGCUUAUUCACUUCUCUCUCUCUCUCUCUCUCUCUCUGUCUCGCUUAUUUGCUCUCUGUUUCUAUAUCGCCCCUCUUCUUUCUAUCACUCGUCUCUUUUUCUUUCUCGUCUCUUCUAUCUAUCACUCGCCUCCCUCUCUAUAAUUCGACACUAUCUCUCACAUUCUCGACUCUAUUUCUCGCCUUCCUCUAUUUCUCUACAUAUCUUUCUCUACAUCUCUUUCUUUAGAUCUUAG